GUUUCUCCCUCUCUCUCCCUGACCGGAAUCGCACUGUGGGUUGUGCAGUAUGUGGGCCGUUCAAAGGAGGCGAGAGCGAGCGACGCUAGUCGUUGCUCUGCUGGUGUGCUGUGCUGGAGGGAGAAUGGAAGUGGAAUGUGGAGAGAAGUUAUACACCAAGAGCUUCUUCUCACCAGUAUUCGAGACUUCACCUGGCAACGUGUUCGAUCGUUUUCAAAAUGUGGAAUUUCCCGAGGGUCAUUUGGCAGUUCGCAGCUUCACUGCCGACAUGUUUGAUGCGGACACUGGUCAACCAAUUUCCUUGUCGGAACUGUACUUACAUCACUGGCUCUUGCUAAAAUUUGCUGUGAAGAAAGGCUUCAAAGAGCUUCUCAGCUCAGCUCCUCUUGCGGCACGAAAUUCCACAAGAAGAUACGGUUCCCACUAUCUGCAUAAUCAUAUGGAACGAAUGGCCUUCAGACCUGAAGCUCAGCCCCUCCAGGGACCGCUCAAAGGCCGACAGGUUUGUCAUGAAGACGAAGGACCCCAAAGCGACCACGCAUUUGGAACUGGGGCAGAGAGCAGACAUACUAAACUAAUUUUUCCUGCUCCGUAUGGUGUUGUGACUGGAGACAAGUCAGAGUAUGAGGAAGGUUACGAGGAGGCAUGGUACCUAAACGUGCACUCAAUCGAUCUGAGAGGCGUCGUGGAUCCCAGGGGCUGUUUUGAAUGCGCCUGCCACUUGUACAAUGUCACCGUAGAUUACGACGGUUUCCCACUGCCUGAUGGCUACAAAGGUGGUCUCAGAUGUUGUUAUCAUUUGACAAACUGUGCACUGAAGCCCGGAGUCCAGGACAAGCCCAGAAGAGUACAGAUGAAGUAUACAAUUAGCUGGGUCGAGUACGACGACUCCGUGAGGCCACUCCGCUGCUUCGUUCUGGACGCGACUGAUACGCGUGCUUCAGUCGAUGACACUCCUGACUGCAAGGCCGAGUAUGAUAUUCCCAAGUGCACCGAUGGGACAGCACAUGAGGAGUGCAUCCACACUCUUAAAUCAGUGGAAGGGCUUCCCAAGGGAGGAGAUCUCAUAUUCGCCUUUCUUCACCAACAUUCUGGAGGUCUAGGCGGGAGAGUCUUCAACGAGGCUGGUGAGAAAUUAUGCGAGUCCCUGCCCAUAUACGGACAGGGAAACGAAGCAGGCAACGAAGCAGGCUUUGUGGUAGGCAUGAGUCCAUGUUAUCCCAAGCCUGGAAGCGUCAAGAUUCGAACGAUGGAAGCGCUGCGCGUGGAGUCCGAUUACAGCAGCGUUGUGAGCCGAACGGGAGUCAUGGGUAACAUGAAAGUCUACGUUGCGGACACUGUCACAGAGGAAUUGGAUCCUUUGGCUGGGCGUGACAUUGAGCAGGUCGUGAACAGCGUUGAAUGAAAAGUGGACGUGCUACAUGUUCAUUCUUUUGUUUGUCUAUCGGUUCAGCGUACCAAGUACGGAUUAUAGCUCUAUAUCUGUCGUAAUAUACUUCAGAUAAGAAGCUCGCUGAGCAUAUUUGCAAGGGGUCCAGUUUGUAUACUUUUCAAGUUUGCUUGGGGUUUCUACAACUGUAUCGUACUAAAUGUUCUGGAGAUUAGUCAUGUCCAGAAAACCUUGGUCCAACCACCCAGGAAGCUGCAUUGGUUGGAGUAGUGGUUUCAUGGCCCCUAUAUACUUGUAGUGCCAUAAUUCAUUUCGGAUUAUAUAUGUGGCUAAACCUUUUAGGCUAUAGAAACUGUGUGUUGAAAAAUCAUUUUAGCAGUUAAACACUUAUGAUUUGAAGAUUUGGUUUUCAGUAGUGGAAGAAGAUUUAAGCGCGCACUUUUUAUGAAAAAUU
Molecule: messenger RNA, 1844 nt
Organism: Marchantia polymorpha subsp. ruderalis
Lineage: Eukaryota; Viridiplantae; Streptophyta; Marchantiopsida; Marchantiales; Marchantiaceae
Source: the annotation of a GenBank genome assembly